Molecule: messenger RNA, 369 nt
Organism: Neurospora hispaniola
Lineage: Eukaryota; Fungi; Ascomycota; Sordariomycetes; Sordariales; Sordariaceae
Exons: 1
Coding region: 68-286 (72 amino acids)
Source: RefSeq, a predicted model, not a curated record
AAGGGGCAGGCAGUCACUUGCUAUUCUUUCAGAGAGAUGGAGCAAGGAGUGUUGUUCGCCUUAUUCUAUGUCGCUUUCUUCUCUUUCCAUUCCACUUUUCUCGAUUCAUGUGGUCCUUGGGAAUCGGCCUUGGGGUUGUCGUCACGUCAACGUAUCGGGAGCGGGGAGAAACAAACUCAAUCAUCGUCGCGCGAAAUACACUAGUGUAUCAUCUCAUAACGCCCGAGAGACCAUCUUGAUACGUCCCUCUUCUAUGGUCUCAGAAAAGACAACAAAGUCAUCCUAAGAUCGGGUGUCGAACUUCCUGAACUUAAAAGUCUGUGGCAAACAGGGCAAAAAAAAAAAUAAAAAAAAAAAUUAAAAAAAAAA